AUGGGCGGGUGCAACAUCGACACCGCCUUCUCGCGAGCCGACAGCGACUUCUCCAUGUCGCUCCUCAAGAACUGGCGCACCCUCGUCGCCCACAACCCCGACUUCGCCCUCGACGAGGGAGGUGCGUCCAAGUACCCCGCCAUCGCCGCAGCUAUCGCCACCUACGAGUCCACCCUCUCGGACUGGAAGGAGGUUGCACCCGGCGGCACCGGGGGCAGGCGCGGGCCUCCUACUGGUUGCGCUCUCCUAGUUCUCCUGCUACUGACAAAAGGGACAGCGACAGGCGCUGUGCAAGCCGCCCUGAACGACCACAUGGUGCUCAAGUCGCGCAAGACGAAGCGGACGACGCUGCACGACAAGCACAAGAUCGAGCGCAAGGUCCGCGAGCACCACCGCAAGCAGCGGCGCGAUGCUCGGCGGGGCGUCGGCAAGGCGGGCCGGAAGAAGAAGGACCCGGGCAUCCCGGCCUCGUGGCCCUUCAAGGCGCAGCUCAUCGCGGAGCAGCAGGCCCAGCGCGAGGCGCAGCUCGCCGCGCAGGCGGCCGCCCGCGAGUUCAAGCGCGCCGAGCGCGCCGCCGCCAAGCGCGCCGAAGAGGCGGCCGCCGCGGCGUCGCAUGAAGCGGCGCGCGAGCGGCGCACCGCCAAGCGGCGCGCGGCCGCCUUCUCGCCGCUGCACGAGGUGCUCGCCGACGCGGGGCUCGUCCUCAUCCUCCUCGACGCGCGCGACCCCGCCGCCUGCCGCUGCGAGCCGCUCGAGGCUGCGCUGCGCGACUGCGGCAAGCCGUACCUCCUCGUCCUCAGCCGGGCGGACGCGGCCGGCGCGGCGGCAGGGACGCUGCGCGUGGGCGUGGUCGGGUUCGAUGGGGUGGGGAAGCGCGCGCUGCUGCGGGUGGUGCGCGCGCAGGCGGAGCGCGGCGGCGGCGCGCUCGACUGGCUCGACCGUCCGGCGCGCCUCCAGUCCCUCGCCGGCUCGCUCGGCGUCAACGACCUGCUGCUGCGCCGCGCGCCGGCAGAGGCGCUCCCGCAGCCUCUCCUGAGCGUCGGGAGUAUCGUGGAGCGGUGCGCGAGGCGGCCGCUGCUGCGCCACCUGCAGAUCGCCUCCUUCACCGACGAGGCCGACUUCGUCUCGCGCUACGCCGCUCGCGUCGGCGCUGCAGACAACGACGCCGCGGCGCUGGCGGCGCGAUCGCUGCUCUGCGCGGCCGCCCUCUCCUGCUGCGACGGGGCGGCGGAGGCGGAGCUGGGCGGCGUGUGCGCGGCGGCGGAGGGCUUCGUCGUGCUGACGGCGGGCGAGCCGGAGGAGAUCGACUUGUCCGUGGAGGAGGAGGAGUGGGGCGCGGGGGACAUUGGCGAGGCGGGCGAGGAGAGCGGCGAGGAGGGCGAGGAGGAGGAGAGCGAGGAGGAGGAGGAGGAUAGCGGUGAGGAGGAGGAUAUGGAAGAUGACGACGAGGAGUAG
Messenger RNA from Emiliania huxleyi CCMP1516, 1455 nucleotides. RefSeq lists its product as hypothetical. The coding region runs from base 1 to 1455 and encodes 484 amino acids. The transcript has 6 exons. Lineage: Eukaryota; Haptophyta; Isochrysidales; Noelaerhabdaceae. Gene Ontology annotation, cellular component: nucleolus. The record is from RefSeq and is a predicted model, not a curated record.